This is a messenger RNA of Phragmites australis (common reed), 1400 nucleotides long. RefSeq lists its product as uncharacterized. The transcript is spliced from 2 exons. Lineage: Eukaryota; Viridiplantae; Streptophyta; Magnoliopsida; Poales; Poaceae. The record is from RefSeq and is a predicted model, not a curated record. The coding region runs from base 332 to 1222 and encodes 296 amino acids.
CACGAAAAAGCACAGCACGCGGCCGAACUGCCACGCUGUUCCGCAAUGGCGUUGCGCAGCUGGAUCUGGGUGCUCCGGCCCCUUUAAUAGGAGGCUGUUCAGCUGUCGUAAGCGUCUGCACCCAAUCAUAUAGCCAUUCCCAGGGGGGUUCUGACCUCUGCCCUGCACAUCAUUCGUUCUCCUUCCUGCUGCUUUCUCUCUCUUUCCUCUCGAGAGAGAGGAGAGGGAGAGGGAGAGAGAGAGGUAGAAGGAGGAGGAAGAUACAAGAAAGCAGGGCCCGGCCUCAUCGUCAGCCUCUGAUCGAACAAUUCUCCCCCAGGCACAACACAACAUGGCUCUAAUAUUGGCAACGCUCGCUCAUCGGGAUUCGUGCGCGGACGUGCAGGGACACGCGGUGGCUCCCAAGUUCGGCUCCUGGGACGCCGAGAACAUCGGCUACACCGUCUUCUUCGAGAAGGUGCGCGACAACAAGGGCCCGCCGGCGCCGGCGCGGGCGGCCGCUCCCAAGGCGCCAGGAGGCGGCUACGACUUCGACCCCUACGAGCACUACGAGAACCUGAGCCGGAACGUGCCCUCGCGCCCGCCGAGCUCGCACGGCCACGGCCACGCGCCGGCGCCCGCUCCCAGGGCUGCCCGAACUUACGACUUCGACCCCUACGAGCACUACGAGGACCUCAGCAGGAACGUGCCCUCCCGGCCGCCGAGCUCGAACGGCCACGCGCCGGCGCCACAGCACCACCGCGGCAGCGGCAAUGGCUACCACCGGAGGACGGGGAGCAACGGCAGCAGCGGCGCGUCGGAGGCCAGCAGCCGCGGCAGCAAGUUCUCGCCGCCCAAGCCGUACCAGCCCCGGUACAGCAGCAACAACAACUACCACCACCCGGCGCAGCAAGGCGGCGGCCACCACUACGUCGCGCCGGCAGCGCCGCGCCACCACCCACCCCCGCCCCCGCGGCUCCCGAAGCCAUCGGCCGUGCCAAGGUUCGGCGUGUGGGACGAGCAGAACGCGGCGAUGGCGGCGCAGGGCUACACGGUGCAGUUCGAGAAGGUGAAGCGGCACCGAGAAGAGGUCAAGGCCUCCCCCGCGCCGCCCGUGCCGCCGCCGCAGCUGUCGCCGCAGCGCGACGUGACAGCGCCGGCUCAUCUCUAUCGGAAGCGGAAGACCAAGAGGUCCUUCCUGUCCAAGGUGUACAGGUGCAUGUUCCCAGUGGUCAGAGAGUGAGUGAUCGAGGCUGCAGCUUGGUUGAUUAGUAGUAAUCCGACGUUAAUUACCACUCGAUAGUAUACGUGUUCUUCAACAGGGACUGUAUUCUACUUGAAAAUUUCAUCGUUCUUUGUUCAUCAUAUAUGUAUAAGCUCCUGGCAUGAAUCAAAUCACACGACAAAGCCAAGUUGGGGUA